Messenger RNA from Anisakis simplex (herring worm), 490 nucleotides. NCBI's taxonomy places the organism in Eukaryota, Metazoa, Nematoda, Chromadorea, Rhabditida, Anisakidae. The record is from the annotation of a GenBank genome assembly.
AUAUCCGUAUCCAGUUUAUGAGACAUCCGAGCAUUGUGUGUAUCGAUUGGGUGUGAGCAGCAAUGUUGGUGGUAUAGGUAUGAGUGGUUCGUUUGGCUAUGGUGUCUAUCAACAUCCAGCGUUUGUUCAUUGUCAAGCUAAUAACAACAAUCAUAACAACAACUGCAGCAGCAGCAAUAAUAAUCUGAUGCAACAGCAAAUGCAACUGCAAAGACAAAUGAACUAUAUGGCCGUACCACCGCCGCCACCUCCACCACAAUCACUUCGUAUGAACUGCGCUGCUGGAGGAAUGCAGUCGUCACCAACAAUUUUAAUACCAGCGAAUAAUAUGUCGUCGCCGUCGAUAUCAUCCCAGAAACGUUCAGCAUUGAAGCAGCCAUCGUUGCCGUCGAAUAUGAAUUAUUAUUCGAAUGUGGCAUUCAAUAACAUGAACAUGGCGGCCAUGAAUAAUUCCUAUGUGAACAUGAUUGAACAUCAGCAACAACAACAA